Molecule: messenger RNA, 1560 nt
Organism: Schizophyllum commune H4-8
Lineage: Eukaryota; Fungi; Basidiomycota; Agaricomycetes; Agaricales; Schizophyllaceae
Exons: 5
Coding region: 249-1397 (382 amino acids)
Source: RefSeq, a predicted model, not a curated record
AGUCCUCGCUUGUCGACGCCGUCGUCUCAACCGUUCAGGCCAAGGCAUUCCGCUGUGAGGCCUCGGAACCUUCGGAAUAGCACGCUGAGCACUGCUGAGCAUUGAAUUUUGACCGGUAAUCCGCGUCCCGACACCCGGGCGGAAUAACAAAUAAGGAACGCCCCAAAGUUUUGCGACAGUUGUAUAUACACCCGCGCAUCGCCGUAGCAAGCACAGAAUACACGUCUCCCUUCGUCCUCGACAUCAUUAUGAGCGACGCACUCGACAAGUUGAGGCCCUUGACGCCGUACCUGGCGAAGGCAGCGUCCUUCGCGCCCUCGUUCUGCAAGUACUUGGCUGUGGCGCUUGUAGUCCUGAACAUCGGCUCCUUCCCCGGCUUCUGGCAUGCCCGAGUAUUUCGCUCCGUCAUUCUGUUGAGGAUCCAAUGGCGACUGUUCCAGCUGAAGAACAUGUUCAAGUCUCAGAAGAAGAAGGAUGAACUGGAAGCCAAGUGGAUGGAGGACCUCACCCCUAUCGGCACAGACCCCUUCACUCUCUGUGUCCCUUAUGACACGCGCGCAAGGAUCGACGACAGCGACUUCAACCUGCACUUGAGCAACUCCAGCUAUGCCAAGACCUUGGAUAGCGCGCGCUUCAAGGCGGCUAUGGCUGCGUGGCCUAAUUUCUUCGUGGCUGGCGGGUGGAUGCCCCUCGCGGCCACGCACUACCAUUUCAUUCGCGAGAUCCCCAUGCUCGCACCGUAUCAGGUUCGCAUCCGCGUUGGCGCGUGGGACCAGAAAUGGCUCUACGUCGUCUGCCGCUUCGUCACCAUGCCCAAGAAGGGUGCCAAGAAGCACAACGAGAAGCCUCCCACCCCCACCGCUGAGCCCGCCGCCGAUCCCUCGAACCUCUCCAUGCACAUCAUCAGCACCCCCGCCGACGAGUUCGCCUCCUCCGCUCCCACGCCCAACCCUCACUCGGCCCCUGCCCCUGGCACCACGGAGAAAACCCUUAAGGGUGUUUCUGCCGGUUUAUCCUUCGAAGAGGACGAUGGAGCAAUCGUUCACACUGUCAGCGUCUCGCAGAUGUGCUUCAAGAUUGGACGCAUUACGGUUCCGCCCGCGCUCGUAUUCGCCACGAACGGGUUCUCCCAACCGGCCCCGGAGGGCUCUGCACCAUAUUCGCCCACAAACCCGCCGCCGCACUGGGCGACAGUGCAGAGUAUCGGGGUGAAGGCGAAGGGCGGGAGCGUGAAGAAGAUGCGGGACUUGUUGAAGGGUGGAUGGAAGGAGGUGCCGGAGGCGGAGCGAUGGUGGGAACAGGCGCUGGGUGGACCGGUGGAGGAGAGGAACAAGGCGUCGUUGCCGGCGUUCCAGAAGAUUGUUGGAGGGAUGGAGGCGGUGAGGGGAUUGCAUUAGAGGCUCCAAGGGUGGAAGGACCGUUCAAAGGGAGUUUAGAGACCCGGAUCGCAAUAGAGAGCAUAGACUAAGCUAUUCUGUACUAGCAAACAUAUAUAAUAUCCUGUAAUCCGUAUGAAGGUCCAUGCAUGACCCUUCUACACGAAAACUUCAAUUAAGAUCC